AUGGAGGAGCCAGAUGAGAUCCUGCUGCAGGUGUUUUCCAGCAAUCUAGAUGACAUGUCAAAGGAUGCAAGAACAGCUGGCAGACUGAUCACCUGGAGAGAGGCGAAUGAAACUCAUGCCCCCCCGAACAGCUUCAACAAUUCUGAAUUCGCAUCAAGUUCACAUCUGGCUAAGUUGUUUGAUGAGAUCCUGCUGCAGGUCUUUUCUAAUGACCCCAAACAUUUAUCAAAAGAAGAUGCAAGAGCAGCUGAUGAGCUAGUUACGUGGAGAGACACCAGUGAAAAUGUUUACACUGAGAGUCUACCUUGCAGAGAGCUGCUGAGCUUCCUGCAAAAGAACAUCAUCAUUGCAGCCGCUGCUGUGGCUGCAAUCCUCCUGGUCACAAUAUUGGUGGUGCUUGCGUUGGUCACAUACAUAAGGCGGAAGAAGGCCAGUCGAGUCAGAGUGGGAUGGGGUAGUCGACAGAGGCUCUGUGGCCAGACUGUGACUUGUGAGGUUGGCCAUCGCAGGGCCAGAGGCAACAGGUGA
This is a messenger RNA of Microtus ochrogaster (prairie vole), 528 nucleotides long. It is a transcript of the gene C19H2orf92, whose product is annotated as linkage group 2 C2orf92 homolog. The record is from RefSeq and is a predicted model, not a curated record. Bases 1 to 528 code for a protein of 175 amino acids. Lineage: Eukaryota; Metazoa; Chordata; Mammalia; Rodentia; Cricetidae. The transcript has 6 exons.